GUGCGGUGCGGGGCGUUCCGUACUUAAAGCGCAGAUUACUGCACACACACGCACACGCACACACACGCACAGUGAUUUUUUUUGCAGGACUUGUGCAGCGCUUCGCAGAUCAUCCAAAAUGAGUGACAACCCAGUUAAGCAGGAGGUGCAGAACUUUGACAAGAGGUGUUUAAAAAAGACCAACACUGCGGAGAAGAACACUCUUCCGACACAGAAAGACAUCGAGCAGGAGAAGAAAGCCGGUGAGGGUGGAAAAUGAAGCCCAGAAUGGCGCCGUAGCUCUUCGUGUCUCCCUUUUUUUUAACCCUCCUUUUACUCUCCUUCUUUUAUGAGAUUUCGGCCCCCUUUAUAUUUUACACCGUAAAUUCUUGUUUAAAUCACAUGUCAGUCUAUGCACAUAAAGCAAGAGGGUGUGUCACCGCCGGGAUGGAUGGGCAAGCACAGCUAUGUAUAAUUACAGCUAUGCACAUUUACAGUAUACAUUUGAAUAUUAUGCAAACGUAAGCACAGUGUGUAUCUCACCAAUCAAUAACUCUGUCUUCUUUCCUGUUACCUGUUAAGAUGAGUUAUGCAGUAAAUUACAUGUAAAAUGAUAUUUUUGUUUAAAAAAAAUAAACAAACUAUGUUUUAAAA
Messenger RNA from Trichomycterus rosablanca, 633 nucleotides. It is a transcript of the gene tmsb1, whose product is annotated as thymosin beta 1. The record is from RefSeq and is a predicted model, not a curated record. Gene Ontology annotation, cellular component: cytoplasm. Gene Ontology annotation, molecular function: actin monomer binding. The transcript is spliced from 3 exons. The coding region runs from base 119 to 259 and encodes 46 amino acids. NCBI's taxonomy places the organism in Eukaryota, Metazoa, Chordata, Actinopteri, Siluriformes, Trichomycteridae. Gene Ontology annotation, biological process: regulation of cell migration; actin filament organization.